CUAACCACACGCGGCUCAAUCACGACAUUUAUUCGGCGUCCACUAUGCAUCAUCUCAACACUCUCGGUGUAAGGACGUCUAAACACAGUCGAGCGUACUGUAAAUACUGUAUGUGCAUCAUCCACUCUAGCCUACGGGAUUCUCUCCGCAAAUAACAUGGGUUAAGAGGAGGAUGUCUGGAUAAUUCAUUUCAACACUUUGCAAGGAUGGGGACUCGGAUAUUGUUUUUUAACAGAGGCAUUUUGACAAAGACGAAGAGAGAAGUCAAAGAAGGGCUUUAAUAUCAUCCUUCUACUCUUUCAUUUCCUUUCCUUCUUUUCUUUUUGAGAGAUGAUCGCAGAGUUGGUGUGCAGCGCCGUGGCACUGCUCCUGUAUGUCAACACACUGGACGCCGAUUUCUGCUACGAUGACAGCCGUGCUAUCAAGACCAACCAGGACCUUUUCCCUGAAACGCCUUGGAUCAACAUCUUCUACGAUGACUUCUGGGGGACACUUCUCACCCACAGCGGUAGCCACAAGUCCUACCGCCCACUCUGCACGCUCUCUUUUCGACUCAACUAUGCCCUGGGUGGCUUAGAUCCCUGGGGUUACCACCUGGUUAAUGUGGUUCUACACUGCACGACGACCGCCCUGUUCACUAGCCUCUCAAGCCUGCUGCUGGGGUCUGGUUGCUGGAGCCUGCUGGCCGGGCUUCUCUUUGCCGCUCAUCCCAUCCACACUGAGGCUGUGGCGGGCAUCGUGGGCCGGGCCGACGUGGGAGCCGCCCUCUUCUUUCUCCUGGCCAUAUGCUGCUACAUACGCCACUGCUCCCUGAGGACGAGCGGUGCACAUGGAUGGAGCUGGAUGUGGUUCUUAGGCACCUUGGCGUGUGCUUCCUGUAGCAUGCUGUGGAAGGAACAAGGCGUGACGGUGCUGGCCGUGGCUGGCAUGUACGACGUGUUUGUCUUCAACAGGUUGAAGCUGCAGCAGGUUCCCGCACUCUUCCAGAAGAAGAAGAACCUGCACCUGCUGUUGAGCGUUUUUCUGCUGGGCUUCUGGGGUGUCAUCCUUCUGGCUUGCCGUCUUUACUGGAUGGGAAACAAACCUCCGAACUUUUCCAACUCUGACAACCCUGCAGCGGACUGUCCUUGUUUCUUAACUAGGAUGCUAACAUUCUUUUUUCUCCCCGCAAUGAACAUUUGGCUCUUCCUGUGCCCUGACAUGCUAAGUUUUGAUUGGUCAAUGGAUGCAUUGCCUCUUGUGAGGAGCCUUGCAGAUUGGCGAAACCUCCACACCGUGGCCUUCUACACCUCGCUUCUAGCGCUGGCAUGGUUUGGGCUUUGCCAUUACCCAACCAAAAGCAAGGAGACCAAUGGGAAAGCACAUCAUGUAGCAAACGGGAAGUCCACAAAUGGACACAGUUGUAGCUAUGAACACUCAACUUUUUACUCCAACUCAGUGCAGAUGAAUGGAGCAAAUGGUACUGCAAAACACCAUUCAUCAUCUUUGCCCACCACAGAGAGUUUGGUGGUCUUCUCCUUGGGUCUGCUGGCCAUUCCCUUCAUCCCUGCCACCAACCUAUUCUUCUACGUAGGCUUUGUGGUGGCAGAGCGAGUACUGUACAUCCCUAGUAUGGGCUUCUGCCUGUUGGUAGCAGUGGGGAUGAGAGCUUUAUAUGUCAGAAUGAGGAAGAAGUCCUCAAGAACUUUGGUGCUAGGCUGCUCAGCAGCCCUGGUCCUUCUUUUCGGGAUUAAGACGGUGCUGAGGAACCGUGACUGGCAGAAUGAGGAGAUGCUAUACAAGUCAGGGAUAUCUGUGAACCCUGCUAAAGCUUGGGGUAACUUGGGAAAUGUUCUCAAGAACCAGGGAAAGGUGGUGGAGGCCGAGCGAGCCUACAGGAACGCUCUGUACUACCGGAGGAACAUGGCUGACAUGUUGUAUAACCUGGGUCUGUUGCUCCAGGAAAACAACAGAUUCUCAGAGGCCCUCCACUACUAUAAGCUGGCCAUUGGGAGCAGGCCAACGCUGGCUUCUGCCUACUUGAACACAGGGAUUGUCCUGAUGAACCAGGGCCGUCUAGAAGAGGCCAAGCGCACUUUUGUCACUUGUGCCGAUAUCCCAGAUGAAAACCUGAAGGAUCCUCAUGCACAUAAGAGCUCAGUCACCAGCUGCCUGUAUAACCUGGGAAAGCUUCUUCAUGAGCAGGGCCACCAGGAGGAGGCCAUAUCUGUAUAUAAAGAAGCGAUACAGAAGAUGCCCAGGCAGUUUGCCCCUCAGAGCCUUUAUAAUAUGAUGGGAGAGGCCUACAUGAGGCUGAAUAAACUGACCGAGGCAGAACACUGGUAUAAGGAAUCCCUCCGAGCCAAACCAGACCAUAUACCUGCACACCUCACUUACGGCAAGCUCCUGGCAAUGACGGGUCAGAAAACGGAAGCGGAGAAGUUCUUUCUCAAGGCGAUCGAGCUCGAUCCCACUAAAGGGAACUGCUAUAUGCAUUAUGGUCAGUUUUUGCUGGAGGAGUCACGGCUUUUGGAGGCCGCUGAAAUGGCAGAGAAAGCGGCCCAGUUGGACAGUGAAGAAUUUGAUGUGGUUUUCAGUGCAGCUCACAUGCUCAGGCAAGCCAGCCUCAAUGGUGCUGCUGAAAAGUACUACAGACAAGCAGCCAACCUGAGACCCAAUUAUCCCGCAGCCCUCAUGAACCUCGGAGCCAUUCUCCAUCUCAACGGCAAACUCCAGGAAGCGGAGGCCAAUUAUCUGCGAGCCUUGCAGCUGAAGCCGGAUGACACCAUCACUCAGUCCAACCUGCGGAAGCUGUGGAACAUCAUGGAAAAACAGGGCUUGAGGACCAUGGCUCCUUGACUUGGACAUAUUUGAUGGAGCACCUUCACUGAGCUUGUUUUCUCUGAGCUCUCGCUAAUGAGAGGUAAUCAGCAUCAUAGGGCUUCAAUCCUGGGUUACCUCACGGGACGAGCAACUACGUCUGGUAAAACCAAUAAUCUAGAACUGUGGAGCUCCCCAGACGUGUCAGAAGUUCUUAACUUGAAGUUGCCCAUAGAUACAUACUUGAAGUCUCAUGAUAAAUUCGAUUUUAAUGAGUUAGUCAAUGCUUAAUAGUCUUGAAGGGCAAUAUUUGCCCUUAGGCUGUAUGAAAUUGCGAAGGAAUGAGAGUGCUACAACCCCCAUGAGGCUAUACUCUGCAUGUACAGUACAUUUCUUCAUUCAUAUGAUUGGAAUCAUUAAUAUUUAAUGAGCACAUCAUGGCUGGUGGAAACGCGGAAACAAAAAAUCAUAUCAUCGAAACAUCAACAAAAUAAUGAGAUAAAUAGACCAAACAUGAAAUAAACAUUUCUCACUGUAAAAUACAAGCAUUCUUUGUGUCAAAAUGAUCGAUUUGUGAGGUUGUAGACUUAAUGACACUGUACAUAGUAGCACGGAUGAUAUGUGAAGUUUGCGGUAUUUUUUGCGAAUGCAUUUGCACGUUCCAUCAACGUUCCAUCGAUCCAGACACGCCUGCCCACGACACUAGAUCAUUUUUUGGGUUCAAGAAAUUGGAUCCUUUUGAUUAAUCUUGCCAAAAAUGAUAGGAAAACAGGAAAGGAACAUUCGAUAAGCUAUAUAUAGCCUGAAGGAAAUGUUAGAAAUUGAACUUGCAAGCUCUCUUUGCCUUACUUUGCGAAAAUCUGUUACUUGUUGCAUUGCUAAUAUAAGAUGGGGAUGGAAAAUGUUCACUUGUUAUAAAAUCACAUUCAGCAGUGUGUUAAUUCACAGUUACAGUACACUACCGUUCAAAAACUUGGGGUCGGUAAGAAUUAUUAUUUUUCUU
Carassius auratus (goldfish) is the source of this 3802-nucleotide messenger RNA. It is a transcript of the gene tmtc2b, whose product is annotated as transmembrane O-mannosyltransferase targeting cadherins 2b. Gene Ontology annotation, cellular component: endoplasmic reticulum membrane. The record is from RefSeq and is a predicted model, not a curated record. Gene Ontology annotation, biological process: protein O-linked glycosylation via mannose. Bases 331 to 2838 code for a protein of 835 amino acids. Gene Ontology annotation, molecular function: protein binding; mannosyltransferase activity. NCBI's taxonomy places the organism in Eukaryota, Metazoa, Chordata, Actinopteri, Cypriniformes, Cyprinidae. The transcript has 12 exons.